UCCAAUUAGGUUGAGCAUAAAAACUUGCAUCGUCAUCGUCACUUUACCAUUUUCUAUAAAAUUCCCCCAUACAACUCUCUUUUUAGUACCCUAUUCUUAUAUCGUGGCUAAUUUUAGUUCUAGUGUUACGAAUGGGCAGCGUUAUCGACGAAAACCGGCAACCAUUGUUGUUGGCGGAGGAAACCUCCGCGAACCGGUUGCCGGAGAAUAAAAUUGAACGAACGGAGGAUGACGAUGAUAAGGAUCUGAAAACAAGAGUAUGGAUCGAAACCAAAAAACUAUGGCACAUCGUUGGUCCAGCCAUUUUCAGCCGUAUAGCUACUUACACCAUGAAUAUUAUCACUCAAAGUUUUGCUGGUCACCUUGGUGAAGUUGAACUUGCUGCUAUCUCCAUUUCUAAUACCGUCAUUGUUGGCCUCAACUUUGGUCUCCUUUUGGGGAUGGCGAGUGCAUUAGAAACCUUAUGCGGACAAGCUUAUGGAGCAAAAAAACAUCAUAUGUUAGGAAUAUACAUGCAGAGAUCAUGGAUCGUUUUAACCCUCUGUUGUUUCCUUCUCCUUCCGAUGUACACAUUCGCUACCCCAAUUUUAAAAGCACUAGGUCAACCAGACGACGUGGCAGAGCUAUCAGGGGUAGUGGCGUUGUGGUUUAUUCCGCUGCACUUCAGCUUUGCUUUUCAGUUUCCGAUACAGAGGUUCCUUCAGAGCCAGCUGAAGACGGUGGUUAUCGCCUGGAUUUCACUGGCGGUGCUGGCGAUUCACACGGUGACCAGUUGGUUGUUUGUGUACAAACUGAAUUUGGGGAUAGUGGGAGCCGCCGUAGCACUAGACAUAUCGUGGUGGCUGCUGGUUAUUGGAAUGUUUAUAUACGCCGCAUGCGGUGGGUGUCCAGAAACGUGGACUGGCUUCUCAACACAAGCCUUUUCGGGACUUUGGGAAUUUUUUCGACUUUCCGCUGCUGCUGGUGUUAUGCUUUGCUUGGAGAACUGGUACUAUAGGAUAUUGAUGCUGAUGACAGGAUAUUUGGAGAAUGCGACGUUGGCCCUUGAUGCGUUGUCCAUCUGCAUGAAUAUUAAUGGUUGGGAGAUGAUGAUACCACUUGCUUUCUUCGCUGCCACCGGAGUGCGAGUAGCGAAUGAGCUAGGUGCUGGAAGAGGAAAGGCAGCAAAAUUCGCAACAGCGGUAUCAGUGAUACAAUCAACCAUUAUAGGGCUAAUAUUUUGUGUACUAAUAAUGAUAUAUCAAGAUAAAUUUGCUCUAAUCUUCUCAUCAAGCUUUGAUGUCCUAAAAGCUUUUAAGAAGAUUUCUUACCUUCUUGCAUUUACCAUUCUUCUAAACAGUGUUCAACCUGUUUUAUCCGGGGUUGCUGUUGGUUCAGGGUGGCAAUCAAAAGUGGCUUAUAUUAAUUUAGGUUGUUAUUACCUUGUUGGAGUCCCUCUUGGAAUUCUUAUGGGUAUGGUUCUCCACACUGGUCUUGAGGGCAUGUGGGCAGGAAUGAUUUUUGGAGGAACAGCUUUGCAGACGAUAGUACUGGCUUUUAUAACGUAUCGUUCUGAUUGGGAGAAAGAGGCUAGAAAAGCUAGAAUGCAUGUUGAAAAGUGGUCUGAGCCACCUCCAGUUAGUCAAUCGUAGAUGAUGAUGAUGUUAUUUUUGUGCAAGUCGAUUUUGUUUAAUUAGUAUAACUAGAUGAGGCAUGCAACAUUAUAAGUUUAUAACCUCUAAAAUUUUGGAAAUGCUCUGCUAUUGUUGUAAUUAACUCGUUCAGAAUAUAAUUAAAUAAUAAAAAUAUUCUCUAUUU
This is a messenger RNA of Solanum stenotomum, 1797 nucleotides long. Its product is annotated as protein DETOXIFICATION 27-like. Gene Ontology annotation, molecular function: xenobiotic transmembrane transporter activity; antiporter activity. The record is from RefSeq and is a predicted model, not a curated record. Lineage: Eukaryota; Viridiplantae; Streptophyta; Magnoliopsida; Solanales; Solanaceae. Gene Ontology annotation, cellular component: membrane. The coding region runs from base 132 to 1631 and encodes 499 amino acids. Gene Ontology annotation, biological process: xenobiotic detoxification by transmembrane export across the plasma membrane. The transcript has 8 exons.